Mercurialis annua (annual mercury) is the source of this 1699-nucleotide messenger RNA. Its product is annotated as cation/calcium exchanger 5. Gene Ontology annotation, cellular component: membrane. Gene Ontology annotation, molecular function: monoatomic cation transmembrane transporter activity. NCBI's taxonomy places the organism in Eukaryota, Viridiplantae, Streptophyta, Magnoliopsida, Malpighiales, Euphorbiaceae. The transcript is spliced from 2 exons. The record is from RefSeq and is a predicted model, not a curated record. The coding region runs from base 63 to 1637 and encodes 524 amino acids. Gene Ontology annotation, biological process: transmembrane transport; monoatomic cation transport.
AUAAAAUACUAGAAUCCAAUUUUAACAAUUAAAAUAGACCCAAUCAUCUCCUGUGAAAUGGCAUGGCAUCAAUUUUGAACUCCAUUACAGCACUUUCACUAACCCUUUUCACCAUUUUAAUCUUCUCAAAAUCCAAUCUUUACACUUCCCCAUCACCUCAAAUCCACCAUAGAUCUCUCCUCUCACAAACCCUAAAUCAAACCCUUCAAUUUUCUUGCUCUUCACUGCCCACUUCCAAUGGCCUCAUUAACUAUCUUCAUCUCCAUUUUUGCAUCUUCAAUUCAAAUUUUUUCAUCUCAAUUCUCUGUCUUUCUUCAUUUAUUCUUCUCCAAUUCUUUGUUCUCAUUAAAACGGCCCAGACCCAUUUCUCCGUCGUCACUACAAAGCUCAGUAGUCACUUGAAUCUCUCGCCGAGCAUGGGCGGUGUGACCCUCUUGGCUCUCGGUAAUGGGGCCCCGGAUGUUUUUGCGUCGCUCGCGGCGGUCCGGUCGGGUCAGUAUAGAACUGGGUUCGGCGCUAUACUGUCGGCGGGUACGUUUGUGUCGGCUUUUGUUGUUGGGUUUGUUGCUAUAUAUGCAGCUCCGUUUAAUUUGGAUCCUUCUUCAUUUGUUAGGGAUGUUGGGUUUUAUCUGCUGGGGGGUUUGUUUUUGUUUUAUGUGUAUUUGAGUGGGGAGAUCACUUUUUGGCAAGCUGUUGGAUUUGUUGGGUAUUAUGUUUUCUUUGUUGGGUUUGUGUUUUGGACUGAUUUGAGAAGUGUUAGUAUUCGUAAAAAAGAUGUGGAUUUUGAGAAAGGUGGAGCAGAAGAAGCAAUGAUGGGUAGUUUGAAGGAUGAGAAGCAGACUUUUGGAUUGUUUGAAAGAGCUUAUGGAAAGAUUUCUAAAGUAUGGGAGCUCCCAGUUUCGCUUAUGUUAAAACUCACAAUUCCUCAAACUGCACCUUCAGAAUGGAACAGGCUGUACAUAUCCGCCAACAUUAUGCUUUGCCCUCUCGCGCUCCUAUAUGCUUGCAACUCACUCAUGGCAUUGGAUCAUCCCAUAGUAUUCCUUCUUCCAAACACCCAUUUGCCGCUAUGGUUCAUAGUACUUCUCGCAAGCUCCUCUCUGGCACUUGUUCACUUCAUACUGGAAAAAGAACCCCCAAAGACGGAGCAAAUUCCUGUAGUGCUCGUAGCAUUUGUAAUGAGCGUCUUUUGGAUAUCAAUAAUUGCCGGAGAGCUAUUGAACUGCCUGGAAGCAAUUGGACUGCUACUUGAAGUGCCUCCGUCAUUACUCGGCCUUACAGUACUUGCAUGGGGAAAUUCCGUGGGCGAUCUUGUAGCCGAUGUGGCAGUUGCGAAAGCAGGGCAGCCGGCAAUGGCGAUGGCCGGGUGCUUUGCUGGACCGAUGUUUAACAUGCUUGUCGGACUGGGAAUGGCUCUGGUGAUGCAAACAGCUGAGGUUUAUCCUAAAGCUUAUGAACUCCAUUUUCAUAUGGGAAUUGUAAUUGCUUUUGUGUUCUUGUUUUUGAGCCUCAUGGGAUCUCUGUUAGUGAUCACUUGGUGUAGAUUUAGAGUUCCAAGAUUUUGGGGAUUUUGCCUUGUUGCUCUUUAUGUCUGUUUUACAUUAGUCAGCUUAGUAAUUGCAAAGUUCUCUAAAUAAGUCAUUUUUCCGGUUAUUAUUUUGAAACAUUUAUACUGAUUGACAGCAAGUCUUUAGAUCCA